AUGGAGGAUGUUGUUCUUGGCGCGGCUGCGGCCAGCGAGGUUGGACAACAGUCCCGUGACGAAACUCUUGGCAUGCGCUUUGCCGGCGAGGAGCCUUCCGUGGAGGGCGACAAUGGCGGCCGCCUCCACCGCCUGGGAGCUCCCUCGGUGCUGCUUGCUGUCGACGUAGGUGGUCCACGCGUCUGCGGCCUCGUCGUAGGCCCUCAACUGGCAUCUGUCCUUGCAGUCGGCAGCGUAGAGCCAGCCGUCGAGGCACGCGCUGGGGCUCCGCCAGCCGGUGACCAUGCCGUCGAGGACGACGGACCACGCGUCGGCGUCCGGGGGAGAGGCUGUGCGGACGUGCGUGCUGACCCGGCGCUGGCGCCACCUCUGGAAGUCCGCCAUGGGCCUGCGCAUUUGGGCGGCGAGGACCAUGAAGCGGCAUCUGUGACGGAUAUCAGGGAGUUUGUGGACCAUCUACUGCUCCUUCGCGGUGGCUCACCUCUUGACAUUUGCGUGCUCGACUUGUGUGAAUAUGAAGACGAAGAGAUUCCCCGUAUGAAACUCUGGAUCCGGCAUGUUCUGAUGUGCAAAGUCCAAGUGCUAAGCCUUGAUAUUAGACGGAUUAACAAUGGCUGGGACCCCUGGCUUGGUCUGCCUCUCGUCUCUCAUGAGAAUGUGAAGAGGCUAAAGCUCGGAUGUACAACUCAAUGA
Molecule: messenger RNA, 693 nt
Organism: Miscanthus lutarioriparius
Lineage: Eukaryota; Viridiplantae; Streptophyta; Magnoliopsida; Poales; Poaceae
Source: the annotation of a GenBank genome assembly